Molecule: messenger RNA, 10803 nt
Organism: Ailuropoda melanoleuca (giant panda)
Lineage: Eukaryota; Metazoa; Chordata; Mammalia; Carnivora; Ursidae
Gene: CHD6
Product: chromodomain helicase DNA binding protein 6
Exons: 38
Coding region: 184-8337 (2717 amino acids)
Molecular function (GO): ATP binding; protein binding
Source: RefSeq, a predicted model, not a curated record
CAUAGCAGAGGAGCCUGAUGUGGGGCUCGAUCCCAUAACGCCGGGAUCACGCCCUGAGCCGAAGGCAGAUGCUUUAACCGCUGUGCCACCCAGGCGCCCCAUCACUGAGUUUUUGAAAUGUAGUUUCAACUGUAGUAUAAACCAACCCAUCCUGAUGAAUGUGUAAGUACCUUCCUUCAAUAGAUGAUAAUGAAAAUACAAAAGAAAGAGAAGCAGUUGUCAAAUUUAAAAGUUCUGAAUCACUCCCCGAUGUCUGAUGCCUCUGUCAAUUUUGACUACAAAUCCCCCUCCCCGUUUGACCGCAGCACUGAUCAGGAAGAGAAAAUUGAAGAUGUUGCCAGUCACUGUCUGCCUCAGAAGGACCUGUACGCUGCUGAAGAGGAAGCCGAGACCCUUUUUCCUAGGAAAAUGACAUCCCAUAAUGGAAUGGAGGACAGUGGAGGGGGAGGCACUGGAGUAAAGAAGAAAAGGAAGAAAAAGGAUCCCGGAGAGCAAGAGGGUACAGCAAAGGGAAGCAAGGACAGGGAGCCCAAGCCAAAGAGGAAGCGAGAACCUAGAGAGCCAAAGGAACCCCGGAAGGCCAAGGAGCCCAAGAGGGCCAAGGAGCCCAAGGAGCCUAAGCCGAAGGAUGGAGCCAAGAAAGCGCGGAAGCCCCGGGAGGCCUCGGGCACCAAGGAGGCCAAAGAGAAGAGGAGCAGCGCCGACUCCAUAGCCAGGACAAAGUCCAAGAAGGCCAGCAAGGAGCAAGGACCAACCCCAGUGGAGAGAAAGAAGAAAGGAAAGAGGAAAAGUGACACCACAGUGGAGAGUUUAGAGCUGGAUCAGGGCCUGCCGAACUCAUCCCUGCGGAGUCCUGAGGAGUCCACUGAGUCUACAGACAGCCAGAAACGACGCUCAGGACGGCAGGUGAAGCGCAGAAAAUACAACGAGGACCUGGACUUCAAAGUGGUAGAUGACGAUGGGGAAACGAUCGCUGUUCUCGGAGCUGGCCGAACAUCCGCCCUCUCGGCUUCUACACUGGCUUGGCAGGCAGAGGAGCCUCCAGAAGAUGACGCAAACAUCAUUGAGAAGAUCCUGGCGUCUAAGACCGUCCAGGAGGUUCACCCAGGAGAGCCCCCAUUCGACUUGGAGCUAUUCUACGUUAAGUAUAGAAAUUUUUCCUACUUACAUUGUAAAUGGGCCACAAUGGAAGAGCUGGAAAAGGAUCCUCGCAUCGCACAGAAGAUCAAGCGAUUUAGGAAUAAACAAGCCCAGAUGAAGCACAUUUUUACUGAGCCUGAUGAAGACUUGUUCAACCCAGACUAUGUAGAAGUUGAUCGCGUCCUGGAGGUGGCCCACACCAAAGAUGCAGAAACAGGAGAGGAAGUGACGCAUUACCUGGUAAAGUGGUGCUCGCUGCCUUAUGAAGAAAGCACGUGGGAGCUAGAGGAAGACGUAGAUCCUGCAAAAGUUAAAGAAUUUGAGUCUCUUCAAGUUCUCCCUGAAAUUAAACAUGUGGAGAGGCCUGCUUCAGACUCCUGGCAGAAACUGGAGAAGUCUCGAGAGUAUAAGAACAGUAACCAGCUCCGGGAGUACCAGCUGGAGGGGAUGAAUUGGCUUCUUUUUAACUGGUAUAACAGAAAAAACUGUAUUUUGGCUGAUGAGAUGGGCCUUGGGAAAACCAUCCAGUCCAUCACAUUUCUCUCAGAGAUAUUCCUCCGGGGAAUCCAUGGCCCAUUCCUCAUCAUCGCCCCCCUCUCCACCAUCACGAACUGGGAGCGGGAGUUCCGGACAUGGACAGAGAUGAAUGCCAUUGUGUACCAUGGCAGCCAGAUCAGCAGGCAGAUGAUCCAGCAGUAUGAGAUGGUGUACAGAGAUGCACAGGGAAACCCCCUUUCAGGAGUCUUCAAGUUCCAUGUUGUCAUCACAACGUUUGAGAUGAUCCUGGCAGACUGCCCAGAGCUGAAAAAGAUUCACUGGAGCUGUGUGAUAAUUGACGAAGCCCACAGAUUGAAGAACAGGAACUGCAAACUUCUGGAGGGUCUGAAGCUCAUGGCCCUGGAACACAAAGUGCUGCUCACGGGGACACCCUUGCAGAACUCUGUGGAGGAGCUCUUCAGCUUGCUGAAUUUUCUGGAGCCAUCACAGUUUCCUUCAGAGACUGCUUUCUUGGAGGAAUUUGGAGAUCUGAAAACAGAGGAACAGGUGAAGAAACUGCAGUCUAUCCUAAAACCCAUGAUGCUUCGGCGGCUGAAAGAUGAUGUGGAAAAGAACCUUGCUCCCAAACAAGAGACGAUCAUUGAAGUAGAGCUGACCAAUAUCCAGAAAAAGUACUACCGUGCCAUUCUGGAGAAGAACUUUUCCUUCCUGACCAAGGGCGCAAAUCAGCACAACAUGCCCAAUCUCAUCAAUACCAUGAUGGAGCUGAGAAAGUGCUGUAACCAUCCCUACCUGAUCAAUGGGGCAGAGGAGAAAAUUCUGGAAGAUUUCCGAAAAACCCACAGCCCUGAUGCCCCUGACUUUCAGCUGCAGGCCAUGAUUCAAGCAGCGGGGAAGCUGGUGCUGAUUGAUAAACUGCUCCCUAAGCUGAUUGCAGGUGGUCACAAAGUACUCAUCUUCUCCCAGAUGGUGCGCUGUCUCGAUAUCCUGGAAGAUUACCUCAUCCAGAGAAGAUACACCUAUGAGCGAAUUGAUGGGCGAGUACGGGGAAACCUGCGCCAGGCAGCCAUCGACCGGUUCUGUAAGCCAGACUCAGACCGCUUUGUCUUUCUUCUGUGCACCAGAGCGGGAGGCCUGGGCAUCAAUCUCACAGCCGCCGAUACCUGCAUCAUAUUUGAUUCAGACUGGAACCCACAAAAUGACUUGCAGGCUCAGGCCCGAUGUCACCGGAUAGGCCAGAGCAAGGCUGUGAAGGUGUAUCGUCUCAUUACUCGGAACUCCUACGAGCGGGAAAUGUUUGACAAGGCCAGCCUAAAGCUGGGCCUGGACAAGGCUGUUCUUCAGGACAUAAACCGAAAGGGCAGCACCAAUGGAGUACAACAGCUCUCAAAAAUGGAGGUAGAGGACUUGCUCCGGAAAGGUGCUUACGGAGCCUUAAUGGAUGAGGAAGAUGAAGGCUCCAAGUUCUGUGAGGAAGAUAUAGACCAGAUUCUGCAGAGAAGAACCCACACCAUCACCAUCCAGUCCGAAGGGAAAGGGUCUACUUUCGCCAAGGCUAGCUUUGUGGCUUCAGGAAACAGGACAGAUAUUUCCUUAGAUGACCCAAACUUUUGGCAGAAAUGGGCUAAAAUAGCUGAAUUGGACACUGAAGCAAAGAAUGAAAAGGAGAGCUUAGUGAUCGACCGGCCUCGAGUGAGAAAGCAGACCAAACACUACAAUUCCUUUGAGGAGGAUGAGCUCAUGGAAUUCUCGGAGCUAGACAGUGACUCGGAUGAAAGGCCCACGAGGUCCAGACGCCUCAACGACAAAACCAGGCGCUACCUCCGAGCUGAGUGCUUCCGGGUAGAGAAGAACCUACUCAUCUUUGGCUGGGGCCGGUGGAAGGACAUCCUGACUCAUGGGCGAUUCAAGUGGCAUCUGAAUGAGAAGGACAUGGAGAUGAUUUGCCGGGCCCUGCUGGUAUACUGUGUCAAGCAUUACAAGGGGGACGAGAAGAUCAAGAGUUUCAUUUGGGAAUUGAUCACACCUACCAAAGAUGGGCAGGCCCAGACCCUCCAGAACCACUCAGGGUUGUCUGCUCCAGUCCCCAGAGGGAGGAAGGGGAAGAAGACAAAGAACCAGCUGCUGCUCCCAGAGUUAAAGAAUGCAGACUGGCUGGCCACCUGCAACCCUGAGGUGGUCCUCCAUGAUGACGGCUAUAAGAAACACCUUAAACAGCACUGCAACAAGGUACUUUUGCGAGUCCGGAUGCUGUACUACUUAAAAGCUGAAAUACUGGGAGAGGCAGCUGAGAAAGCGUUUGAAGGAACCCCUGCCAGGGAACUAGAAGUGCCUCUGCCUGACAUUGACUACGUGGAGAUCCCAGUGGAUUGGUGGGACGCUGAGGCCGAUAAGUCCCUUCUGAUAGGCGUGUUCAAACAUGGGUAUGAGAGGUACAAUGCCAUGCGAGCAGACCCAGCACUUUGCUUCCUGGAGAAAGUCGGGAUGCCAGAUGAGAAGUCCCUUUCUGCGGAACAGGGUGUUACGGAUGGGACCUCAGACAUUCCUGAAAGAGGCAACAUGGAUAAAGAAGACAACACCGAAGACAAGUUAGAUGGCCUGCAGAAGCAAGUGGAGAGUUCCAGUGAUGGAGGUGAUGGCAUUUUUGGCGAAAAGAAGGAUGACGGCCGGGCAGCCCAGGAUGGCUCCGACCCAGACAAAUCACCCUGGCCAGUUUCCUCUGCUCUCACGGCUCGCCUCAGACGUCUGGUCACUGUGUACCAGCGCUGUAACCGCAAAGAACUUUGCCGACCGGAAAUCCUGGGACCAGGUAACCAAGGAUACUGGGUCCAGGAAGAGAUGUUCAGGAGAACCUCAGAAAUGGAUCUCAUCAACAAGGAAGCUCAAAAGAGGUGGACUAGGAGAGAGCAAGCAGACUUCUACAGAGCGGUGUCCUCCUUCGGGGUUGUUUAUGAUCAAGAAAAGAAAACUUUUGACUGGACACAGUUCCGCAUCAUUUCCCGUUUGGACAAGAAGUCAGAUGAGAGCCUGGAACAUUACUUCUAUAGCUUUGUGGCCAUGUGCCGGAGCGUCUGUCGUCUGCCCACGUGGAAGGGUGGUGGUCCCCCAGAUCCCAGCAUCUACGUGGAACCCAUCACUGAGGAACGGGCCGCGAGAACUCUGUACCGCAUCGAACUGCUGCGGAAGGUCCGAGAGCAAGUGUUGAGGUGUCCGCAGCUGCACGAGCGCCUCCAGCUCUGCAGGCCCAGCCUCUACCUCCCGGUCUGGUGGGAGUGUGGGAAGCACGACCGAGACCUGCUCGUCGGCACUGCCAAACACGGGCUGAACCGCACCGACUAUUACAUCAUGACCGACCCCCAGCUGUCCUUCCUGGACGCCUACAGAAACUACGCGCAGCAUAAGAGACCGGACACCCAGGCACCAGAAAGUCUCUGUUGCCUUUACCAGACCAACUCCAAACUCUACGAAUCUCUCACAUACACUCAGAUGAGCAGGACUUCAGAGCCCCUUGAAAAUGAGCCUGAGAACCUAGUGAAAAUAGAAGGUAGAGAUGACCAUCCCACUCCACCUGGGGCCAGUUUAUCUGACAUGACUUGUGAAAACUUUAUUUCUAAAGUUCAGGAUGUCAUUUCCAUCACCCACGAUGAAAGUCUGCUGCCUGAGUCCUUGGAGGGUAUGAUGUAUGGUAAGAAACCCCUGAGUCAGGAGCCAGGCUCUUUUCAGGAGAGCCCCACUACCAGGACAGAACCCAGAAAGGAUGCUCUGGCCAUCUUGGCAAACGAGGAUGGGAACUGCCAGCCUGGUGGCCGUGAGGCAGAAAUACCUGCAGGCCCCUCUUUUAUGGGCAGUUUGGAAGCAGGAGUAGCUCAGAUGAACAUCAAAAAUGGAAAACAUCUGUUGCUGUCUCUUUCAGGGGAAGGGGAGCUCUGCAGUGAGACAGGGCCGAGGCCUGAAAGCAUCGGGCAGCUAGAAGCCAAAUGCUUAGCUUCCCCUUCCUUGGAUCAAGGAAAUGAAAGUGGGUUUGUCGAUAUGUGCAAUCUUAGUGUCUGUGACUCCAGAAGAAGCCUGUCAUCAGAUCACCAAUUAAUUGAUUUAUUAGAAAACAAAAGUUUAGAAAGUAAAUUGGUUUUGAGUCAGAACCACAGCGAUGAGGAGGAGGAAGAGGAGGAGAAUGAAGAGGAGAACGUAGGCGUGGCCGCAGGCCUGAGGGAAAGGCCUAAGGUUGUGCAUCUGGCCGAGCCCACUGCUGAUAUCCUAAGGGAAAAGAGCCGAGACUUGCCUGUGGAAGAGGCCAAGAGAGGAAGCCUGGAGGCCGUGAGCCAGAACCCUGGACCGCAGGGGGCGUUUCCUCAAGCAGCCUGUCAGUGUCACUGCAAGCAUACGGAGAGGUGGACGCGUGGCCUCGAGAAUGAGGAGUUUGAAGUGGAGAAAUCCAAGGGUUAUAACCCAGAUGUAUACAGAAGCAAAACCAACAGUAUCACAGUGGAGGGUGAGGCCACUACUGCUCCGGCGGAGCCCUCUCAGGGGAAGCACGAGCUGUCCAAAGCGCCUUGGAAGGACAGUGCAGAGGGAAAGAAAGGUCUUCCUGUGUAUCCGGAAGCCAGUGAGCUCAAGUCCGAAGACAUGGAUUUUGAGAGUAAAGAUGAUUAUGACAGAGAUGGGAACGGCCAUGCUCAAGAUUACCCAGGGAAAUACUCUGAAGAGGAGAGCAAAAGCUCGACCUCAGGCGUCGCAGGAGACCUUGGGGAUGACCUGCAGGAGGCUCGGGCUCCCACCAUUGCUCAGCUGCUCCAGGAGAAGACCCUCUUUUCCUUCUCCGAGUGGCCAAAGGAUCGCGUGAUAAUUAACCGCCUGGAUAAUAUCUGCCACGUGGUGUUAAAGGGGAAGUGGCCUUCCAGCCAGCAGUACGAGCCCUCGGGCGCACUGCCCGCGCCGGUGUUAAGCAGCAGCGCGGGUUCUCGGAGCAGCCUCUCAGAGCCAGAGGCGUCAGAACACGGCUUCAGCAGCAGUGCAGCGCUGGUGGCCCAGAUCCAGAAGGAGAGCUUCCUGGCUCCAGUAUUCACAAAGGAUGAACAAAAGCACAGACGUCCCUACGAGUUUGAGGUGGAGAGGGAUGCAAAGGCCCGGAGCCUGGAACAGUUCUCUGCCGCCCACGGGCACCCCCCCAUCGUUCUCAAUGGCUGGCACGGGGAGUCCGCAAUAGAUCUCUCCUGCACAUCAGAGGGGUCCCCGGGAGCCACGUCUCCUUUCCCAGUGAGCGCCAGCACCCCUAAGAUCGGGGCUAUCGGUUCACUUCAAGGAGCCCUUGGCAUGGACUUGUCUGGGAUUCUGCAAGCUGGCCUGAUCCAUCCAGUGACGGGACAGAUUGUCAAUGGAAGCCUCAGAAGAGAUGAUGCUGCCACGAGGAGGCGGAGGGGGAGACGGAAACAUGUUGAAGGAGGGAUGGACCUCAUCUUUUUGAAAGAGCAGACACUUCAGGCAGGAAUCUUGGAAGUCCAUGAAGACCCAGGGCAGGCCCCCCCGAGCACCGAGCACCCUGAAGGGCCCGUGCCUGCCUCUUCGGCUCCCGAGCCAGCCCCAGCAGCCGGCAGCCAGGCCGAGAAAGCCAUUCCCAGCAAGAGUCUGCUUGACUGGCUGAGGCAGCAGGCUGACUACUCCUUAGAGGUUCCUGGCUUUGGAACAAAUUUUUCAGACAAACCAAAGCAGAGGAGGCCACGCUGUAAGGAACCUGGAAAAUUAGACGUCAACUCCCUGAGUGGAGAAGAGAGGGUUCCCACUGUCCCCAAGGAGCCAGGACUAAGGGGGUUUCUCCCAGAAAACAAGUUCAAUCACGCCCUGGCCGAGCCUGUUCUUCGAGAUGCUGGCCCCCGCAGAAGGGGGAGACGGCCUCGGAGCGAGCUCCUGAAGGCUCCUGCCAUCGUGGCGGACUCUCCCUCGGGGAUGGGGCCACUGUUCAUGAACGGACUGAUCGCUGGGAUGGACCUGGUAGGACUCCAGAACAUGAGAAAUAUGCCAGGCAUCCCCCUCACGGGCCUGGUGGGGUUCCCGGCCGGCUUUGCCACGAUGCCCACAGGCGAGGAGGUCAAAAGCACCUUGAGCAUGCUGCCCAUGAUGCUGCCAGGGAUGGCCACAGUGCCCCAGAUGUUUGGUGUUGGGGGCCUCCUCAACGCGCCCAUGGCAACCACCUGCACCUCCCCCGCUCCAGCGCCUCUGUCAAGCACAACAAAAAGUGGUACCUCGGCGACCGAGAAGACUGUAGAGGACAAGCCAAGUAGCCAUGAUGUAAAAGCGGACACAUUGGCUGAAGACAAGCCUGGUCCUGGUCCAUUUUCUGAUCAGUCCGAACCUGCAAUAACUACCAGUAGUCCUGUGGCUUUUAACCCAUUUCUCAUCCCAGGAGUGUCUCCUGGACUCAUUUACCCAUCCAUGUUUCUCUCCCCUGGCAUGGGCAUGGCUCUGCCAGCGAUGCAGCAGGCCAGACACUCCGAAGUGAUCGGUCUGGAGAGCCAGAAGAGGAAGAAGAAGAAAACAAAAGGGGACAGCCUGAACCCCAACCCAGAGCCCGCUCCCGGGUCCGAAAAGGAGCCAGGCAGCGAUCAGAACUGCCCCGAAUCCAGGGCCCCCGGGCCCCCAGAUAGAGAACAUGCGGCCCAGGCCAGGGAAGGGGGCCUCAAAGACUCUAACAGUGACACCAAUUAGAACUUUUUCAUUUAAGAAAUGAUUGUGACUUGUAAGUUUCUUAUCCCAUAAAGGUUUGUUACUUCCUCACUUCACCUUCAUAUGAACCUGUGUUUCCAUAAGUAAUAUUACCUACCUAAUUUUCUGAGAACUGUGGUCACAGAUAUUAAUAGUUGCAGGGUCUUGCCACUUCAUUAGCUGAGUGUCGUCGACCUAGUGUAGGAGGCACAGAAUUCUCAUUCUGUUACCAGUUGUUCAUUCCAGCAGCCGUAGCUGAUACAGUACUUGGUGACACGCCCCCCCUUCUCCUCCAAGUUUCCCACUGAUUUGAGGAGGGACAAUGGCAAAAGAAAGCUGUCUAGGGAUUUACCAUCGGCCAAAGAACAGAGGCCGCUAAGAGCUCUUUUUUCCAUGAGCUGUGUUGAGUGGGAAGCAUGUAAUGGGGAAACCAAAAAGCACAGAAAAAGGAAGUGCUGGUGCAUAUUUUUAGUUCAGAUAUUUCCCUAUUUUAUCAUGAUGACUGAGUAGUAUAGACAGAAAUAUAUAACUAAUGGUUGAAAAUGCAUAUAUUCAUUUCUUUGUAAAACAAAAACCUUACUGGUAGUAACAGGACAUCCCCCUUCAUGGUUUUUCAGACUCGUGCAGCAAGAAGAAAUACUGACUAGCAUUAUUUUAUACAUAUGUUGCUCUCUCCCCCAAGUUAAAGGACCACUCUCAGUAUGAAAAUGCUUUGCACACCUGGAGUUCUUGCCGGCAGUGGGGGCGGGUGUAGGGCUCGCCCUCCGUGGGGCCACACACUGCUCAUAAGCACACGGCUGGCAUCUGCUCACCUUGUUCUCAAGAACCGCUCCGGCCACUACCAGGGCCCUGACGGGUUUUCACCUUGUGCUUCCCUUCACCAAGAAUAAGGCUCUUUCUGGAGCCUGGGAGAGUAUCGUCACUCAACACUUUUACACUUUGCUAGGUCCCUUCGCCAGAAUUAUUUGAGGUUGUCAGAACAUGUGUGUGCCACCUUUUAUAAGACGACUGUGAACAUUUGUUUCUUCUCUCCGUUUUUUUCUCUCUUUGGUUUUCAUUUUGCAGUUGGACCCAGAUUCCAAAUCAAGUUAGCCGAGACUGUUGCAAAUUAACAUCAUUUUUCCCUUCUUCCUCACUCGGGAAGCACCUGCCUGAGGGGCGCUCAUCCCUCUUUCUGUCCCUUCCCACUUGUGUUCCAUCCCUCCCGAGGGUCUUAUUCUUUAUUGACAGUUCACACUCUUGAGACUUGAAAUAAGCUCAUGGUUCAGGACUCUGGGGGCACAGGGCUGUGCAGGACCGUUGGAAAUGUUGGAAGUGUUACGAGUACCAGUUUCACUUUAUGUUGUCACAAUUUACUGUAUUUUUUACUUUUUCUGUUACAGUUUUGCUAAUUUAUCAGAAGGUCCAAAAGUUUGACAUAACUUUCAGUUUGCAUUAUUUAUUUAUGAUGCUUUUGUCAUUGUCUUUUAUACAUUUGGGAUUAUAAAUUAUGUAAAUGUUAAAAUGAGCAUCUCAAAGAAGUCUGUUAAAUUGUGACCGAAAAAAAUCAGUCAGAUGUAUUUUCAAACAGUGGAGUCCCAGCGUUAUGAAUCAGAGAUAAAAAUCAGAAAUUCUUUAACUGAUCAUAUAAGUAUGAAGAAAGAAUCCAGUGAUUGAGUAAAUCCUAUUUAAUGACAUCUUUGUAGCAUAGAUGGUCUGUAAUGCUGACAACAGAUUUCUUAGAAAUGCUGCUCUCUAUUUAACUAACAUUUUGUUCAGUUUUGCCUCCAGUGGAAGCAGAAAGGGUUUUUUCAGCUGUUAAAUCCUAAAAAUCAAUAUAAUUUAUUUAUGUAAAAAAAAAAUCACUCAAUCGAUAUAUUUUUGAACCUUUUAAGUACUAAUUUUCUUUUUAUCAAGUAGAAAAAAAUGUAUUUGCCCUAAAUCCUUAAAAUACAAAUGCUAUAAAAAUUCAUGUAUCUUGAAAGCCUUACUGCAAAUGAGUAUUAUAGACAUCCAGCAGAGCCUGGGUUUCCCUUUGUUGUCGUCGUUGUUGUUUUGUAUGGAAAAGCUGCUUUCCCCAGGUUCCACUUAGAACCUCCAGUAGGUCACAGGGUUCAAUAUGGAUUUGAUUUAAAAACCCACCAGCAUGCUAAACCCCUUGUUAUAUCUUACCGAACCUGUAUGUUACCUCUCUGGGUGUUUAGGCUUCUAUUUGACUGCUAUUGUGUCCCUGUUUGCGAAAUGAAAAUGACACUCUGUGGAUUAUUUGCUCUGUAAGGCAGAAGUGCUGCUUAUGAUUAUUUUGACGUUUCCAAGAGCAAAAGCCAAAUUUAAACUCUCUUCAGCAAACUUGAGCCUUUUCAUCUAAAUUCCAUGUCACUCACAGCCAUAACUUUCCUUGGUAAUUCUUCACCCUGUGUCUCACAUAAUAAAUUGUCUGUGGUCUUGAUCCUGGAUUUAAAAAAAAACAAUUUUAAAAGUCAAAUUCAG